Messenger RNA from Penicillium waksmanii, 1149 nucleotides. Its product is annotated as putative HLH DNA binding domain protein. The record is from RefSeq and is a predicted model, not a curated record. Bases 1 to 1149 code for a protein of 382 amino acids. NCBI's taxonomy places the organism in Eukaryota, Fungi, Ascomycota, Eurotiomycetes, Eurotiales, Aspergillaceae. The transcript is spliced from 3 exons.
AUGUAUGAAGAAAUGGGUUCCAUGACUGAUGAAAUUCACCGCCGCUGCUCUCUUCCUUCUUUGAAAUCUACCAACUCUACCAUGUCCAACCCCGCCCUCGGCGAGGACCGCCGCCUGCCUCCUCUGCCUCGCAUGGAGCCAUUGCCUCGUGGGCCUUUCAACCCCUUCCAGGCCAAGGAAGCAUUUGCUCCCAGCACCCCCGGUGCCCAGGAAUCCUUUCAAUUCAAGUCCUCAUGGUCUAAUGGCGAGCAAAUUGCAGCUCCUCCCUCCCCAGCCAACUCUGCCGAGAGCUCCUGGCAAGAGUCCUUCGCGGCCCAAAAGGGUGUAUCCACCGAAUGGCCCAAUGAUCUCUCUGAAAACGAGAUCAUGACUUUGAUUGCCCCUCAGAACAACAACCGCAAGGCACCCCUGCAGCAGCUCUGUGGCCGGAAGCGCAAGGGUAGCACUAUCUCCCCCGACCCCGAAGACCAGCGUGAAAAGCACCGCAUCGCUGAAGGUAACCGCCGCAAGAACCUGAGCCAACUGCACCGCGAGCUUGAUAGCCGCAUCCACGACUUCUUCCUGGAGCGUGCGGGUUGGAACCCUUCGAAGAGCCUGCCCCAGUCCAAGGAACACAUUGUACAGGGUGCUGUCUACCUGAUUGAUUUCAUGCUGGCUAUCAUCGUGCACCUCAUCCGCCAAGAGCAACAACUGGUUUCCAACCUCCAACAACAGAACCAAACGACACAACAACAGCUACGCGCUGCUAAGGCCGAGAACGAGCUUCUCGCAGACCGUAACCGAGCCCUCGAGUUCCAACUCAAGUCCUACGAGCAGAUGUUCCGCUCUCCCAAGGCCGAAAACACAUCUCCCACGUCCCUCGUCGACGUCCCCGAGCACAAGCGCCAGAAGAAGGCCCUCCCCGGACUGCGAGUCUUCUGUGAUGAGAUCGCCGCCGCAAAUGUCCCCGAGGCUGUACACACCCCAGCCCAAAGCCACUUCGGUCAUCACGACGGUCUCCCUAGCGCCACCUCGCAGACCUUCAGCAGCUCAUACCUCAACUCGACACCACCAACGACUGGGCCAUCGUCUCCUGCUUUCUUCCCCUCGCAAUCAUCAUCGUUCGCCUUCCCUGCCUCGCGUCGUCAGUCCUUGCUUGCGUCGCCAUGA